This is a messenger RNA of Durusdinium trenchii, 863 nucleotides long. The record is from the annotation of a GenBank genome assembly. NCBI's taxonomy places the organism in Eukaryota, Dinophyceae, Suessiales, Symbiodiniaceae.
CAUGCACCUACAAGAGUUGUUUGUUUGUUAAAAGGAAGCACCAGGCACCUGUCACACAAUCCCAGGCCUGGAUACCAAAUGGGUGGCCAGCAGCAAUUUGGAAUGGGAGGGGGCUAUGGUCAACCUGGCCAAAUGGUGCAAAGGCAGCUCAGCUUCCCCAAUUUGACACCUGGUAGAUCUUCUGAGAUCUUGGAUGAUAUGGAGGAUGAGCUUAGUGGCAGUUCCACAGGGAGAUCCAGGAGCAGAAAGAGGACUCGACAUGGUAAGAGCAAGAGGGAUGAUAGAUCCAGGAGGAGAAGGAGAAGUUCAUCCCACAAGAAGAAGAGCAGAAAAGGCCAGCCCAAGAACAGAGAUGAUGAGUCCACAGAUGCUGAGAGUGAAGUGUUGGAUUCUCGGCCAGUUCCACAAGUGGCUCUGGCAAGAACAAAGAAGAACAGAUCCAAUGUAUUCCCAAGGAGGGACCAGUUGCGCUUCCUGGGAUGGUUGGAUGCAGUCAGGUUCAGUGCUGCUGCCAGGGGCUGCCUGACAGAUGAACAGGUGGGCAUGUGCUUCUGGCUAUGUGCUGGAUUGCCCCCUUACUUGAGGCUCAAGGAUUUCAGGGCAUCCAACAGAGGUGAACUGAAGCAGAAGUUCCUGGAGGAGAAGCAGAAAUAUGUUGCCAGAGUUGGCAUGUAUCGAAUGGAUGAGGUCAAGGAGGACUUCAGCAAUUUGGAGAGUGUGGCCUUGAAAUAUGGGUGGGAUGAUGUUUACCAACACAAGCAGGUUCAUGCCCAGGCCCCAGGACUUCCCCCUGCAGAUGUGAGACCACAAUUCUGGCUUGAGACAAGCAAGACUGGUGACAGCUGGCUCUUUUGCAAGGAUGG